Molecule: messenger RNA, 1044 nt
Organism: Cariama cristata (Red-legged seriema)
Lineage: Eukaryota; Metazoa; Chordata; Aves; Cariamiformes; Cariamidae
Gene: ADA
Product: adenosine deaminase
Exons: 10
Biological process (GO): T cell activation; inosine biosynthetic process; negative regulation of adenosine receptor signaling pathway
Cellular component (GO): cytosol; external side of plasma membrane
Molecular function (GO): adenosine deaminase activity
Source: RefSeq, a predicted model, not a curated record
GUAGAGCUUCACGUCCACCUGGAUGGAGCCAUUAGACCAGAAACAAUCUUGCACUUUGGCAGGAAAAGAGGGGUUCCUCUCCCCGGCAGCACUGUUGAUGACCUCCUGAAGCACGUCAGCUACAAAACACCACUGACACUUACCCAGUUUCUAGAGAAGUUUAAUCACUACAUGCCCGCCAUUGCGGGUGACCGUGAGGCGGUGAGGAGGAUUGCCUACGAGCUCGUGGAAACAAAAGCAAAAGAAGGAGUCAUCUACGUGGAGGUCCGGUACAGCCCUCACCUCCUGGCCAACUGCCGCGUGGAUCCCAUCCCCUGGGGCCAGACCGAGGGAGACCUCACUCCAGAUGAAGUCGUUAACCUCGUAAAUCAGGGACUACAGGAUGGAGAAAGGGAUUUCCGCAUCAAAGCCAGGUCUAUUCUAUGCUGCAUGCGCCAUAUGCCAAGCUGGUCUCCGGAGGUGGUAGAGCUCUGCAAGAAGUAUCGAAACAACUCUGUGGUGGCCAUCGAUCUGGCUGGGGAUGAGUCCCUGAAAGUGGAGAAUUCCUCUGAGCAUAAGAAGGCUUAUGAGGAAGCUGAAAGAUGCGGGAUUCAUCGUACUGUCCAUGCUGGGGAGGCUGGCCCGCCUGCCAUGAUCAAGGAGGCAGUUUAUCUCCUGAAGGCCGAGCGCAUUGGCCAUGGCUACCAUGUCCUGGAGGACCCCGAGCUCUACAAGGAGCUGUUGAGAGCAAAGAUGCAUUUUGAGGUCUGCCCUUGGUCCAGUUAUCUCACCGGAGCAUGCCUUCCAGACUUUGGGAAACACCCAGUAGCGCAAUUUAGGAAGGAUCGAGCUAACUAUUCUAUAAACACAGAUGACCCUCUCAUCUUUAACUCCAAUAUUGACAAGGAUUACAGCAUCGUGAAGGACUACAUGGGCUUCACUGAAGAGGAGUUCAAGAGAGUGAAUAUCAACGCAGCUCAGUCCAGCUUCUUACCUGAGAAGGAAAAGCAGGAGCUGCUCGACACGCUGUAUGAAGCCUAUGGGAUGGUCCCCAACACAUCGUGA